Messenger RNA from Portunus trituberculatus (swimming crab), 882 nucleotides. RefSeq names its product diuretic hormone receptor-like. Gene Ontology annotation, cellular component: plasma membrane. The record is from RefSeq and is a predicted model, not a curated record. Gene Ontology annotation, biological process: cell surface receptor signaling pathway; adenylate cyclase-modulating G protein-coupled receptor signaling pathway. Bases 1 to 660 code for a protein of 219 amino acids. The transcript is spliced from 6 exons. Lineage: Eukaryota; Metazoa; Arthropoda; Malacostraca; Decapoda; Portunidae. Gene Ontology annotation, molecular function: G protein-coupled peptide receptor activity; peptide hormone binding.
AUGGCCACAUGUUACUCGCCGCGGCUUACGGCGAGCCGCUCCGUGGUAGUGAUGAUCCCAACCCCCCUCUCCAACCACCCGCCGCCCCACUCCCCAGUCCAAACCACCACCACCAUCAUCACUACCACGGAGCGGCUCGCCGUAAGCCAUGGACAUACAAGACACAGCCUCUCCGUGGGCGCUAGCGAGAGAGGGGUGCAGCCAAUCAGCGCCCAGCUUUUAAACCCACCUCGGCGCCAGCAGGAAUAUAGGUUAAGUGAACAAGAGAACAACGCAACUCUGCUCUGCUUCCCCAACGGUACCUGGUCCUCCAAGUCUUCGUAUACCCACUGCCUCAACCUGGUAUCCGGCCCGAGCCUUGAUCAGGCCAAAACUAACUACACCACCAAGAUUAUUUUCUACUUCGGACACUCCUUAAGUCUCGUCGCCGUGACCAUCGCUCUUUGCAUUUUCCUGUCUUUCAAAGACCUGAGGUGCCUCCGAAACUCCAUCCACGCCAAUCUACUCUCUACCUACUUGCUGCAUAAUCUUUUUUGGAUUGUCUACGCUUCUGUUCAGACACUACUACCUGUCAAUGUGGUUUGCUCCUUCGUGGUGCCAAUCAACUACUUCAGUCUUACCAGCUUCAUGUGGAUGGCUGUUGAGGGUGAGUAUGCGUGACAUCCUUCUUGUCUGUCACCUUUAAUGGCGGGGAAAUGCAAAUGUUUAAUUGGAACAUUCUCGUGUCUGUUUUUAUCAUCUUUUAAACAAUUCAGUUUUUAGAUUUGUGAGUGCAUAAAAAAUGAGCUUGAGCAUGAUGAGAAUAUCUGGGUAAGUGAAAGAGCGAAAAGGCAAGUUUACGUAUGGUUGUCCAAAACUUGGUUUUGCGCUCACUGGUUACUU